Molecule: messenger RNA, 1869 nt
Organism: Hermetia illucens (black soldier fly)
Lineage: Eukaryota; Metazoa; Arthropoda; Insecta; Diptera; Stratiomyidae
Gene: AP-1mu
Product: AP-1 complex subunit mu-1
Exons: 4
Coding region: 229-1497 (422 amino acids)
Biological process (GO): vesicle-mediated transport; intracellular protein transport
Cellular component (GO): clathrin-coated vesicle; clathrin adaptor complex
Molecular function (GO): clathrin-cargo adaptor activity
Source: RefSeq, a predicted model, not a curated record
CUAAAUUGCGACUUGUCAAUGUCAUUGCUGUCACCACAGUCACACGGGUUGAUUACGGUUUUCGGGUGGUUUUACGUUGCCCUGAUUCUAGUCGGGGUUUUCUAAUGAGAGAUUUUCCAGGGACUAUUCCGCAUGUAAUAUCUAAGAAGUGGGCGGCAUUAUAGUGAUAAAAGUAAGGUGUCAGUUCAAUUGUGAACGAAAGAAGUUGUUGGUCAACAGUGCGGUGACAUGUCGUCGUCGGCAAUUUAUAUUCUUGAUGUUAAGGGAAAGGUCCUCAUUUCCCGGAACUAUCGAGGUGAUAUUGACAUGUCGGUCAUCGAUAAGUUCAUGCCGCUGCUCAUGGAGAAGGAGGAGGAGGGGCUCAUUACACCGAUUCUGCAGACCGCCGAGUGCACCUUCGCUUACAUUAAAACCAACAACCUCUACAUCGUAUCGACCACACGGAAAAAUGCUAACAUUGCUCUAGUUUUUGUGUUUCUGCACAAAAUCGUUCAAGUAUUCGUCGAGUACUUCAAGGAGCUCGAGGAGGAGAGCAUUCGCGACAAUUUCGUGGUCAUCUACGAAUUACUCGAUGAACUAAUUGAUUUCGGCUAUCCACAAACGACGGACAGCAAAAUCUUGCAAGAGUACAUAACGCAAGAGGGUCACAAGCUAGAGAUCCAGGUGCGCAUACCGAUGGCCGUGACGAACGCGGUGUCCUGGCGAUCGGAGGGUAUCAAAUAUCGUAAAAAUGAGGUUUUCUUGGAUGUUAUCGAAUCCGUGAACUUGUUGGCCAAUGCGAAUGGGAAUGUCCUGCGUAGCGAAAUAGUGGGAGCCAUUAAAAUGCGCGUGUAUCUGUCCGGAAUGCCAGAAUUGCGGUUGGGCCUGAACGACAAGGUCCUAUUCGAGAGUACCGGGCGUGGUAAGUCCAAGUCGGUUGAGCUGGAGGACGUGAAAUUCCAUCAAUGCGUGCGAUUGUCUCGUUUUGAAAACGAUCGUACAAUUUCCUUUAUUCCGCCCGACGGCGAAUUUGAGCUGAUGUCCUAUCGUUUGAACACGCAUGUUAAGCCUCUGAUCUGGAUUGAGUCCGUAAUCGAGCGACACGCUCACAGUCGCGUUGAAUACAUGAUCAAAGCCAAAUCACAGUUCAAACGACGGAGUACAGCCAACAAUGUGGAGAUCGUCAUCCCUGUUCCAGGCGACGCCGAUUCACCAAAGUUCAAAACGACUAUUGGCAGCGUGAAAUAUGCUCCCGAGCAAAACGCUAUCACAUGGACUAUAAAGUCAUUCCCGGGAGGAAAGGAAUAUCUCAUGCGUGCUCACUUCGGCCUUCCAAGCGUUGAGUGUGAAGACACGGAAGGCAAACCUCCAAUCCAAGUGAAAUUCGAAAUCCCCUACUUCACCACCUCCGGAAUUCAAGUUCGUUAUCUUAAAAUCAUUGAGAAGAGCGGCUACCAGGCCCUACCCUGGGUCCGGUAUAUAACACAGAACGGUGACUAUCAACUGCGGACGAAUUAGGGAACGUGUAUCGAAAAGGCUAUUCAAAUUCUAUAUAUAUUUUUUAUGCCUGCAACCUUUAUUUUUAUUCUUUAUUCGGUUUAUUUCUGGCGUACUUCAUUCCAGUUAAAAUCUAGUGCUUUUGCCCCAUCACAUAUUUGUACCCAGGUUGGACUGUAUUGUUUGGAUAGCAAAGUGUUGUUUUAAGGACAAUUUAUUUUUUACUUAAGCCAAUAUCAUGUGUAUUUAUCUUUUGAUAGUAUUUGUUCUUUAUCUAAAUUUUUAUUAGCGGAAAUAUACGUUUAAACGAACUGUUGGCGUCGUACUUAUUAGAGAGAAAACCUGUAUAUUUUUUAACUUAUGGGUAAUAAAUCAAGACAGAGAAAAUUGAAA